GGGACGGGACGGGACGGGACGAGCGGGGCCGGGCCGGGCCGGGCCGCGCCUGGCCGCGGGGGGCUGCGCCCCGGCGCUUUGUGCACCGCUCUCGGACAAAGGCGGCGCCGCGCCGGCACUCGGAGGAGCGGGACCGGCGGCGGGGGGGGAAGCGAUCGGAAGCGGGCGGAGCCGCUUAGGACCGGGAUUCUCGGGAAUCCGCCCCCCCCCCCCCCGCCCCCGGGUGCUCAGCCCGGGACCCCCUCUGCCCCGGGCGAGAGUUGUGGGGCGGGGGCUCGGGGCAGUGUCCACCUCGGGGGGCGGUGCGGGCAGAGCCGCCCCCUGCUGAGCCCGCUCUCCAGCUGCCCCAGGCCCCCGCCGGGCAGGAUGCGCGGGGGCUGCGCGGCGGCCGUGGCCGUGCCCUGGCUGGCCCUGCUGGCCCUGGCCCGACAGCCCCCCGAGAAGCCGGCGGCCGCCCCUCUGCUCACCCGCCGGCCCUUCCUGGUGGCCUGGAACGUGCCCACCCAGGACUGCAAGCCCCGCUUCAAGGUGCCUCUGGACUACAGCCUCUUCGACCUGCAGGCCUCCCCCAACGAGGGCUUCGUGGGGCAGAACCUCACCAUCUUCUACAAGGAGCGCCUGGGGCUCUACCCCUACUAUACCAGCAAGCAUGUGGCCGUCAACGGCGGUGUCCCCCAGAACAGCAGCCUGUCUGAGCACCUGGCCCGCCUCCACGAGGGCAUCAGCAAGUACAUCCGCUCGCCCGCCAAGGAGGGGCUGGCUGUCAUCGACUGGGAGGAGUGGCGGCCCAUCUGGGCUCGCAACUGGAAGCCCAAGGACAUCUACCGGGAGGUGUCGCAGCAGCUGGUGUACCAGUGGCAGCCCACCUGGUCCCGUGAGGAGGUGAACAAGCAGGCGAUCUUUGAGUUCGAGUCAGCUGCCCGGCAGUUCAUGGUGAGCACCCUGCGUAUGGCCAAGAGCUUCCGACCCAAGCAGCUCUGGGGGUUCUACCUCUUCCCUGACUGCUACAACCAUGACUACAGCAAGAAUAAAGAGACCUACACUGGGCAGUGCCCAGAUGUGGAGAAGACGCGCAAUGACCAGCUGGCAUGGCUCUGGAGGGAAAGCACAGCUCUCUACCCCUCCAUCUACCUUGACCAGCUCCUGGCCUCCACCCCCAACAGCCGCAAGUUUGUGCGAGCACGGGUGAGGGAGGCUAUGCGCAUCUCACAGCAGCACCAUGAUGGCUACUCCCUGCCAGUCUUCGUCUACACCCGACCCACCUACAUCCGCAAGCUGGAUGUGCUCAGCCAGCCAGACCUGAUCUCCACCAUCGGAGAGAGCGCGGCCCUGGGUGCAGCCGGGGCCAUUUUCUGGGGUGAUGCAGACUACACCAAAAACCGGGAGUCAUGCCAGAUCAUCAAGAACUACCUGGAGGGGGACCUGGGCCGCUACAUCACAAAUGUAACAACUGCGGCGCAGCUCUGUAGCACGGCACUGUGCCAGGGCAGGGGCCGCUGCCUGCGCCAGGACAGCACUGCCGACGUCUUCCUCCAUCUCAACUCCACCAGCUUCCAGCUGCGGCGACAGGAUGAGGACCGCCCCCAGCACCCCCUCUUCUGGGCGGAGGGCCAGCUGUCCUCUGCUGACACCCUUUUCCUACGGACCCACUUCCACUGCCACUGCUACCAGGGUUGGCAAGGCAGUAGCUGCCAGGAACCUGCCGGCCCCCACGGUGGUGCCCCUGCCCCCCGGACACCACUGGGACUUGGGGUGGUACUGUUGCUGGUGGCAAGCUGGUGCUAACCCCCCCUGGACUGAUCUGCUCCCUGGCACCCCUUCUCUGGUGUGGUGUAGGGGAUUUAAGAUAUCCCUGCCCUGCCUGUGAGGUAGCUUGGUGGGGUGGGGUGGAGGAAGGGGCUGGCCCUCACUGUAGGGGCAGAGCUGUGUGGUUGCCCCACUUUUGCCCUCCCUGCCGUGGGGCAGGUGCCCCCCAUGAGUGUGGGUGGAGGAGGCCUCUCCUGUUGUAAGGAGAAGGAUGGGAGCAGGGAGUGGGUGCUGUGUGGUGCUGAGCCCCUGUGUGCUGCCCCACACCGAAGUGCUUUACCUUGAAUAAAGCUGGGCAGAGCGUGA
This is a messenger RNA of Falco peregrinus (peregrine falcon), 2112 nucleotides long. It is a transcript of the gene HYAL2, whose product is annotated as hyaluronidase 2. Gene Ontology annotation, molecular function: hyalurononglucosaminidase activity; hyaluronoglucuronidase activity. The coding region runs from base 367 to 1785 and encodes 472 amino acids. Lineage: Eukaryota; Metazoa; Chordata; Aves; Falconiformes; Falconidae. The transcript has 3 exons. The record is from RefSeq and is a predicted model, not a curated record. Gene Ontology annotation, biological process: hyaluronan catabolic process; carbohydrate metabolic process.